CCGGCAGCGUGGGCUGCGGUGCCUGAGAACCGGGGAUGGCGGCCGUGGCUGCGCGCGCGGGUGGGCUGCUGCGGCUCGGGGCUGCGGGAGCGGAGCGGCGGUGGUGCGGAGUGCGCUGCGCUGCGCUGGUGCAAGGCUUCCUGCAACCCGGGGGCGAGGACGCGGCCCAGAAGCGGCGGGUGGCCCACUUCACUUUCCAGCCGGACCCAGAGUCCCUGCAGUAUGGGCAAACUCAGAAAAUGAACCUCUUCCAGUCAAUAACAAGUGCCUUGGAUAACUCAUUGGCCAAAGACCCCACUGCAGUAAUAUUUGGUGAAGAUGUUGCCUUUGGUGGAGUCUUCCGAUGCACUGUUGGGUUACGAGACAAAUAUGGUAAAGAUAGAGUGUUUAACACCCCGCUGUGUGAACAAGGAAUUGUUGGAUUUGGCAUUGGCAUCGCGGUCACUGGUGCUACGGCUAUUGCAGAAAUCCAGUUUGCCGACUACAUUUUCCCAGCUUUUGAUCAGAUUGUCAACGAAGCCGCCAAGUAUCGCUACCGCUCAGGCGAUCUUUUCAACUGCGGGAGCCUCACCAUCCGGGCCCCGUGGGGUUGUGUGGGCCAUGGGGCUCUCUACCAUUCUCAGAGUCCUGAAGCCUUUUUUGCCCAUUGCCCAGGAAUCAAGGUGGUUAUACCCAGAAGCCCUUUCCAGGCCAAGGGACUUCUCUUGUCAUGCAUAGAAGAUAAAAAUCCAUGUAUAUUUUUUGAACCUAAAAUACUUUACCGGGCAGCAGUGGAACAGGUCCCAGUAGAACCCUACAAGAUCCCCUUGUCUCAGGCUGAAGUCAUCCAGGAGGGCAGCGAUGUGACUCUGGUUGCCUGGGGUACUCAGGUUCAUGUCAUCCGGGAGGUGGCUUCCAUGGCCCACGAAAAGCUUGGAGUGUCGUGUGAAGUCAUCGAUCUGCGGACGAUUGUGCCUUGGGAUGUGGAUACAGUUUGCAAGUCUGUGAUCAAAACCGGGCGACUGAUGAUUAGCCACGAGGCUCCCCUGACUGGAGGCUUUGCAUCUGAGAUCAGCUCCACAGUCCAGGAAGAAUGUUUCUUGAACCUAGAGGCCCCGAUAUCUAGAGUAUGUGGAUAUGACACCCCGUUUCCUCACAUCUUUGAGCCCUUUUAUAUCCCAGACAAAUGGAAGUGCUACGAUGCCCUUCGCAAGAUGAUCAACUAUUGACGACCGAGAAAACCAGGAAGAUGAUGACUAGAUAUGGAAAUAUUUUUUUCUGAAACCUUUUUAUAUUUCCUUCUACUUCUUUCUACUUACAUAUAGUUUUAUGAAACGCGCUAUCAUGGAUACUGGCUGACGAGCCGCGAAUUCCUCAUGUUAAUAUAAAUGGAUUGAGUGCAUGGGAGUGAUGCUUUAGGGAGCACAUGGGCAGCGAUCUUAAGACCGUUUCAUGACUAUAAAUAUCGGGUGGUGUUGUAUUCAAUAAAGCCACGUCACAUCGCCUUCA
Molecule: messenger RNA, 1488 nt
Organism: Apodemus sylvaticus (European woodmouse)
Lineage: Eukaryota; Metazoa; Chordata; Mammalia; Rodentia; Muridae
Gene: Bckdhb
Product: branched chain keto acid dehydrogenase E1 subunit beta
Exons: 11
Coding region: 36-1208 (390 amino acids)
Biological process (GO): response to nutrient; branched-chain amino acid catabolic process
Molecular function (GO): catalytic activity
Source: RefSeq, a predicted model, not a curated record